AGGCCGUCAGCACCGCCUGUGUAUAAACAGUUGGCAAGAAACAAAACCGAAAAACAGAAGUUUGUGUUGAAAUGGCAUCGUAAAACCAAUUAAUCCCAUUUCACAUUUUGCAAGAACGACUCAGAAUAUCCAUAUAUGAAUGUGUGUGUACAUAGAAACGUCGGAGAUAAAGAACGGAGAAGGGGAAAACAUCAAAAUAUACGGAACAUAUGGACGUAGACUUUAAGAUAACGAAACAAGUAUUCCCAAGCAUUCCCGAUAAUAUAUAAUGGUGGCGGCGAAGUACGAGCGUUUAAAUUCCAGUGCUGAGGUGGGUGAAAUCGGAAAUGCCAGCGAUGCGGAAGACGAGGAGAUCGAACUCGAUCUCACGCAGCAUUCGCAGUUGAAUAAUGGAAAUCGUUUACGGCAGAUAUCGGGCGGCAGUCCGGGAAGCACGGAAGCCACCACUUCGGCACAGGAAAACAUGAUGAUGCAAAUGGCCGUGGGCACUCUAUUCAUUAUCCUUUUGUAUCUGACGCUGUCCAUAUCGCUGACCUUCUACCAAACGGACAUCAACCGGCAGAUGCACUUUCCCCUGGCCAUUGUGUCCUAUCACCUGGUAAUCAAAUUCCUCCUGGCUGCCUUGGCGAGAAGGAUCUACAGGAUGCGGGUGGGCAGGUCGAGGGUUCAACUGGAUUGGCGGGUGGCCCUGAGAAAAAUGGCACCCACGGGAGUUGCCAGUGCCAUCGAUAUUGGAUUCUCCAACUGGGGAUUGGCUUUGGUCCCGAUUUCGCUAUACACCAUGACCAAAUCCUCGACCAUUGUUUUUAUCCUGCUGUUCGCCAUCGCAUUGGGACUGGAGAAAAAGAGCUGGUAUCUGGUGUCGGUUGUGGGCCUGAUAGGCACUGGGCUGGUGAUGUUCACCUACAAGUCCACGCAGUUCAAUGCCCUGGGCUUCUUCUUCAUUUUGUUCGCCUCGCUGAGCAGCGGAUUGCGAUGGAGUUUCGCGCAGUUCAUAAUGCAGAAAUCGAAGCUGGGAUUACACAACCCCAUCGACAUGAUAUAUUACAUGCAGCCGUGGAUGAUUGCCUCGCUGGUGCCUCUGGUUAUCGGAAUCGAAGGUGCCAAUCUCAUCGAAGUCCUGAAGCAUCUGCACAACCACACCUCGCAUGAGAUAAUCUGGGCGAUUGGGAAGAUAACAGCUGGUGCUUUAUUGGCCUUCCUCAUGGAAUUCAGCGAGUUUUUGGUGCUUUGUAAGACCUCCAGCCUGACCCUCUCGAUUGCUGGCAUCUUCAAGGACAUCUGUCAGUUGGCCCUGGCUGUGACCCUCAAAAAGGACCAACUGAGUUUUAUUAAUUACAUUGGCUUGACGAUUUGCCUGGCGGGCAUUGUUUGCCACCUGCUGCACAAGUACACCAGUAUGAAGGAGACGCAGAAGCAGCAAAGGGACCUGCAGUUCGAUAACGACCUGGAGGAGUCAUCCCCAAAGGAGUACAAAUUCAUCGAGGGCAAUGCCAAUGUGGGUGUGCACGUGAAAUCGCAUUCCAAGCUGACGGUGCCAUUACUGGAGCAAACCGAUUCCGAGGACGAAUCUGGUCAUGAUCCCAACAACAAACAGAACGCCUCCGAUGUGAUCUUUGAUGUGCUGAAACGACGCGACAUGCAGCGAUGAAAGUCGUUCGCUGUACAGAUGUCCUGUAAAUGUUGUAAAUUCAAAAGACAUUUAUGUUUACAAACCACUUACCCCACGAAACUACUUACGAAACUACUGGGAUAGCAAUGCAGGUUUAAGUAAGUUAGUUAGUUUGAGAUUUCCCAAUCCUUUCAAAACAGACGAUUUCCCGAUUAUUCCGCUUUGUGCAUUUAGCUGUUAGGCUAGAAUUAUGAGAUAUGUAUCAAAUUUAAGUGUAUGAGCUAUCCUGGUAUGAAAAACAAUUUUAGGGACGAAAGGUUAUCUUUGGACAAUAUUAAGUAGCCUUUCAACAGGUUCUGGCAUUUAUUUUAGUUCAGGGAAUUGAAAGUUGUAAUAAAUUUGUUCACUUUCUACACAUAAUAGAAUUUAUUAAAUUAAUUAAACACUUCUCACAAUUUUUUUAAGACCUUUAAAAAAGUCAAUAAUAACCCUCUGUCAACCAAAUUAAUUGUAAUUAUUUAACUAACAAAAUAAUAACAACAGUCCAAAGUCAACUUCUUAGUCCCAAAAACUAUCUCUUUUUUUUUCGUAAAAACUCACUAUUAAGUCUCAGAAAAUAUGUAAAGAUACGAAAUAAGAAAGCCUUAAAGAUCGUUUGAUUGUUCCUUAAAUGACAGCCCUCAUUUAUUAUUCCAAAAUGUAAAUGUACAUUUUUAGUUAUAGGAAGUUUUGAAAUUGGCAGCUCCCUAAAAUUUCUGAUAAAAUUUAACAAGGGCCAUUGUUUUUGUAUUAAAUUA
This is a messenger RNA of Drosophila rhopaloa, 2409 nucleotides long. RefSeq names its product solute carrier family 35 member C2. Gene Ontology annotation, molecular function: antiporter activity. Gene Ontology annotation, cellular component: cis-Golgi network; Golgi apparatus; endoplasmic reticulum-Golgi intermediate compartment. Gene Ontology annotation, biological process: UDP-glucose transmembrane transport. Lineage: Eukaryota; Metazoa; Arthropoda; Insecta; Diptera; Drosophilidae. The record is from RefSeq and is a predicted model, not a curated record. The transcript is spliced from 4 exons. The coding region runs from base 269 to 1651 and encodes 460 amino acids.